GGGAUUGUUGGUAGUUAGUGAAUAGUGAAAAUGAACAUUUUGGAACAAUGCAUGAUUUUGAAUGAAAAUAACCAAGACAAGAAAGCGUCCUGACCCGCCAAGAAAACCCAAAAAAAUCAUGGUUAUUUGCGUUGAAAUUGGAACAGACAAUGUUCCUUUCAUCAAACUUGGAGAUCACCUGAUGCGACUGGAUUUGGAAGACCUGAAUGAAAAAGAAGCCCAAAGAGCAGAAAAAGAGUUGCAGGAAACCCCAGAAAAUGUUCAGUUUGCAAUAAGCAAGUUUAAGGAAAUUUUACAGGCUGAAGAAAAUCUAUAUGUACCGUUAGAAGAUGAAUCGUUCCUGAUCAAGUUUUUGAGGCCCUGUCGAUUUCAACCGGAAACGGCUGCCAGAAUUUUGAGGCGGUUCUAUAGGUUCAAAAUUAAGCACCCGAAAUAUGGCAAAAAUAUAACACCGAACAGUGUGAGACAUGUUUUCGAUACUGAAGUCUUCAAAUUUUUACCCACAAGGACUUCUUCGGGAGCCAGGAUAAUGAUAGUCAAUUGUGGGGAAAAAUGGAAUCCGAAGAAAGUGAGUCUAGAGGACAUGUUCAAAGCUGUAAUGGUGGCCAUUGAAAUUGCCAUGCUCGAACCAAGAACUCAGUUGGGAGGAGUGCAUGUCAUUUUAGAUUUAGUAGGACUGUCACUAGUCCAUGUAUAUCAAUUCUCACCUUCAACUGCCAAACUUAUUUUAGAUUGGGUCCAAGAUUGCACUGCAGUAAGAUUGAAAGGAAUCCAUGUCAUAAAUCAACCAAUUCUAUUCAAUAUGGUGUAUUCAAUAUUCAAACCAUUUCUUGGAGAUAAACUGAAAAAAAUGUUAUUCUUCCAUGGUGUGAAUAGCAAAUCUCUCCUAGAAAACAUUUCGAAAGAAAGCCUUCCGGAAAUCUACGGAGGUACAGCGGAUAUUCCAGAUUACCCCGGAAAAAUAUUUGCAGACAUGCUUUUCUACUAUCAGAGCGAUUUUGAAGUGUACAGUACUUACGGAUAUGUAGCAGAUACAGAGAAAGCUAGAGGUUGAGUAGGACAUUUUUAGCAAGAAAUAUCCUCAUAUUAUGUUGAAGAAAUGAGGAUAUUACGCAACUAAAAUUUUUCCUGAAUGUUUCGACUGAUAGUUAUGCCUUAUUAUUGAUGUAGGACAUGUCAUUUUUUCAUGUUUUUUAAUAAUAACUACGGUCAUAGAGAGUAUAUAUCGAAUGAAAUUUGUGAUUAUUCAACAGAAAUAUUUGGAAAUGUCUGAAUGAGUAUUUUAAUAGCUUAGUGUCCACCUGAAAAAAAAAAACGAGAUGUACUAGCAAAAUCGCCACAUCUUUUUUAUAUAGUUUUCAGUUCGACUGAAGAUGGCAAGCUAGCUGCCGAAAUAAUUAUAUAUUUUAUAAUUUUCAUUUUUAAAUAUAUUUUAUAUUUUUUUGGGUACCCACCAGUGGCGUAAUUAAGAUUCAUUCCUGGGGGGGGGGGUCUAGGUCCAACAUCCAAUAGGUAUUUAAGAAAAUGAAAAGCAAUACGUAACUUACGUAGGUUUCAAUAAAUGUGUGCAUCAUUUGAAACCAAUAACAAAAUAAAAAAAAGUAAGUAUCGAAAAAUAAUAAAAUAAUAUCACAUAUCAACAGGUACGACAAACAUUGAAAUAGG
Molecule: messenger RNA, 1665 nt
Organism: Phaedon cochleariae (mustard beetle)
Lineage: Eukaryota; Metazoa; Arthropoda; Insecta; Coleoptera; Chrysomelidae
Source: the annotation of a GenBank genome assembly